CCACAAAUCAACUCUGACAAGUCAGAAUGCCACAGCACAUUCGCCGACCUUGGGUGGCACACUGACACUGGCUCUGGUGACUGUGUUUACAGAUACGAAAGAGCACUACAGAAGUGGUGCUUGGUCUUGUGUGUGUGUGUAUGUGUAUGUACUGACCUAUUUGUGGCUGCAGGAGUCGAUUUGAAGCUCCUGGCCCCGCCUCUUUACUGGUCGCUACUACCUAUUUGUUCCACUUCUAUCAACAGGAUGAGGUGGCGACGCAUGGUGAAGCGGGUGCUGGUGGCUCUGCUCUUCCUGUGCAUGACCAUCAAGAUCCACCUGGAGCUGUGGAUGCUGGACUCCAACAAGAGCAGUGGGUCGUUCUCCCCGUGGUGGAGCAACCAGACUCGGGUUCACCUCAGAGCCUUCGCUGAGCUCACACGCUCUAACGAAGCUCUUGAGCCAACUCUUCAGGGAGUGGAGACGCAGGUGAAGCUCUCCAACUCACGUAUUCUGGAAGUGUAGCUCUCCAACGCACGUACUCUGGAAGUGAAGCUCUCCAACACACGUACUCUAGAAGUAUAAACAGUUUACAAAACACAUCAUUGAACAAUGCCACUUUACCUAGAAAUAAUUUAACCGUUUCCAGAAAUAAUACAAUAAAUAAUAUAAUAAACAGAAGCCUAAAUCUAGAAAAUGUUAGCUCUUCUUUCGCGAAUUAUAAAAACAUUUCUAAUGCAAAAUUUGAGAUUUUGAAACAAAUAUUGAAACAAGUACAGCAAUUAGUUAACAACUCACUGAAUGGCAAGUACAAUGGUAGUGCAGCAACACUGAACAAUUGCUCAGCAGUGAAUGAGAGUCCAAGUGAAGAAAAUAGGAACAACGUGACUGUUGGUGCUCGCCGAGGCAUGGCUGCAAACAUGUUGAUUAAAAGAAACAUAUUUGCCAAGCUCGGUAUAUGGGACAGCAAAAAUGAAACAAAAAUUGAUUACGUGAACACAGAUUUUACUGAGAUUAGUUCCCAACACACCAAUGACAGAGUUAGUGCACAUAAUGAGAUAAGUGACAAGGAAGCAGGAUCUGUGAGCUCUAAGCCGACCUCACCAUCAAAAAACAUAAAUGCUGUGAAAGAAAAGGCCCUUCCGCCAACAAAGAAUCAUGUAUUUAAAACGCCCUCCAUCAUAGCACCUAAUAAAGGAUUGUCUCAUGAAGUAGAUGCCACAGAGGUAUCGCUCGCCAAGGAUGCCAUUGUGAUGAUAAAGAAGCAGGUGGCCCUUGCGAAUGAAGAACAGAAGGUGUACAACGAGGAACGCUACGGCGCCGUCAGCAGCAACACUACCAUCCUGCUGGUGCAGGUACACAACCGCCUGGAGAACCUGAGGUACCUGGUGGAGAGCAUGAAGAAGGUACGAGGCAUCGAGGAGACGCUAGUGAUCUUCAGCCACGACUUCUGGGACGCCGCCAUCAACGACUUCGUCAGGAACAUCAGCACCUUCCGGGUGAUGCAGAUCUUCUUCCCCUUCUCCAUACAGUUGCACCCGUUCUCCUAUCCUGGGAGAGACCCGCGAGAUUGCUCCUGGAAUGUGCCCAGAGUCGAGGAAAUGCAGUGUCUGAACCACAGGUGGCCGGAUACUUACGGGCACUACAGGGAAGCUUCCUUCACACAGAUUAAACAUCAUUGGUGGUGGAAGAUACACAGAGUGUUCGAGGGCGUGAACGUGACGCGGGUCAACUACACUGGUACCGUGGUCUUCCUGGAGGAGGAUCACUAUCUGCUACCAGACCUCCUGCAUGUGCUGCGCCUCCUGCAGCAGCACAGAGCCUCCUCCUGCUCCAGCUGCCAGGUCCUCACACUCGGCAACUACAAUAAGCUGGGCCUUAGCGUUUACAGGAAUUUUAUAGAGCGAGGAGACUGGUGGGUGACCAAACAUAACCUCGGCUUCGCGCUGGACGCGGCCGCCUGGAACACCUUGAGCAAGUGCAAGAAGUUCUUUUGUACCUUUGAUGAUUACAACUGGGACUGGACGCUCAAUAAUGUCGUCCAGACGUGUGCCUCACCCAGGAUGUCCAUGCUGUCUGCCAGACUCACCAGGGUGAUGCACGUGGGCAGCUGGGAUCGAGUCACCUCCUGGCCCCGCCUCUUCACUGGUCCCUGCUCCAUGAGCUUUAUCGUAUCUCUUCUUAAAGCAAUGUGUGGAUCCUGCCUCCACUACAUCGCUCUCCAGACUAUUCCACUUCCUGACAACUCUGUGACUGAAGAAGCACAUCCAGACAUUCUUAUUACUCAUCUGAGUUUUCAACCUUGUUGUGUCACGUCUCUGAAACAUUCUGUCCUUAUCCAUCUCGUCAAUUCCUCUCAGAAUUUUACAGGUUAUUAUCAUGUUAUCCCCCCCCCCAUCCCUCCUGUCCUCCAGUGUUGUCAGGUUGAGUUCCCUGAACCUCUCUUCGUAGGACAAACUCCUCAGUUCCGAGACUAAUCUUGAUGCAAACCUUUACACUUUCUCUAAUUUCUUGACGUGUUUGACCAGGUGUGAAUUCUAUACUGGUGCUGCAUACUCCAAUAUUGGCCUGACGUACACGGUGUACAGUGUCGUGAAUGACUUCUUACUUAGAUGUCGAAAUGCUCUUCUCAGGUUUGCCAGGCGCCCGCAUGCUGCAGCAGUUAUUUGGUUGAUAUGCGCCUCAGGAGAUAUGCUCGGUAUGAUGCUCACCCCAAGAUCCUUUUCCAUGAGUGAGUUUUGCAGCUUCUGACUUCUUAGCUUGUACUCCGUAGAGUCCUUGCAUUGCAUAGAGUUGUUUCUUUUUCAGGGUGUCAAGGAGUACAUUUAAGGCAAUAAUAUCUUGUUGUACGUGUAAAUCUGCCAUUUUAACUCUGUCUGUCCUCCUGGUGCCCGUAAUAAAGCGAAGAGCUCUAAUCUGGACCCGUUGCAACCGUAGCAUGUUGGUCUUUGUUGUUAACGACAUUGGGACACAUGGGUAUUCGAGUAUAGGUCUUAUUAUCAUUUUAUACAGAUGUUUUUUGACAUGUGGAGGAGCUUGAUUAAAUCUAAAGAGACUGCUAAGACCGGCUUUGGCUAUGUUGAUCUUUUUAUUUACAUGAGAUGUUGAGUGGAGCAGCCUGUCUAUUUCAUAUCCCAAGAUCUUGUUAGGGUUCCUAAUGGCUACAGGUGUACCUCUGAUGGAGAUACCCUCUUAUCUUCGAUGGUUGAUGCAAAACAUCCUAUCGUGCUAACAAGGACUCUGUCAGGGUUAGUCGUAAUUCUCCAUUUCUUUUCCCAAUUAGAUGUUCGACGAAGUUCAAUAUUAAUUUUUUCUAUGACUCUCUCAUACUUGUAUUUUCCUGUUACCGGAGUUGAUGAGAUGACAUGGAUAACAUCAUCUGCAAAUUGCGUUAUAAUUGUAUCAUUAAACUCUGGUUGAGGAAGGUCAUUCACAUAAAUGUUGAAUAGAACUGAACUAAGACAAGAACCUUGUGGGACACCAGCUGUUGGUAUAAAAGGC
This is a messenger RNA of Cherax quadricarinatus, 3480 nucleotides long. NCBI's taxonomy places the organism in Eukaryota, Metazoa, Arthropoda, Malacostraca, Decapoda, Parastacidae. The record is from RefSeq and is a predicted model, not a curated record.